This is a messenger RNA of Vitis riparia (riverbank grape), 654 nucleotides long. RefSeq lists its product as uncharacterized. Bases 102 to 383 code for a protein of 93 amino acids. The record is from RefSeq and is a predicted model, not a curated record. The transcript has 2 exons. NCBI's taxonomy places the organism in Eukaryota, Viridiplantae, Streptophyta, Magnoliopsida, Vitales, Vitaceae.
UUCUUUUCAUAACCCCUCUCAUGUGUCCUUAAUCGCGGCCUCCAUUCUCUCUCGUUCCCCGAUUCAAACCACAAACCCACAAAAUUUCCCAGGAGUUUCCCAUGGCAAACACAAGUCCUGACCACACUGAUUCUCCUUUAGAAAAAGGCGUAAAAGAACCAAAUCUAAUCGAAAGAGCUAACGAAGAGAUCAAGGCUGUAAUUGGUUCACCUCGCCAUGACAAGGAAACGCAUGGCACAAGUGAUGACAUUGAUGAGGACACUCCAAUAGAUGAAGUGAAAGGCCCGAGCGUGUUUGAACGAGUGAAGGAAGAGGUCGAGGCAAUAGUUGAAGCAAUUCAUCCUAAGAAAGAAUCUAGAAAGCACGAAUCAUCCUCAGAGUAAGAAAGUGGAUUUGAGAAAACCCUCCAUUCUUGGGAUUCAAUAGAAGAAGCUAAUCCUGAACUUUGGAUGGUGUUUAACUGCUUUGAUAUGUAUGUUUUCCUUGCUCUGCAAAUCUAACUACUGGGAUCUAAUGGAACAUAUUGUAGAUUGAUAAAAUCGAACCUUCCUUCCUUUCAUGUGCCAAAACUUCUGUGAAGGAGGAAUUUAUAUUCGAUGAUUCUGCAUGUUCUUUGUAACAAGCUUAUAAUCCACUGAACAGGUUAUUUGGCUU